This is a messenger RNA of Sander lucioperca (pikeperch), 909 nucleotides long. RefSeq names its product potassium channel subfamily K member 13 (gene kcnk20). NCBI's taxonomy places the organism in Eukaryota, Metazoa, Chordata, Actinopteri, Perciformes, Percidae. Gene Ontology annotation, molecular function: potassium ion leak channel activity. The record is from RefSeq and is a predicted model, not a curated record. Gene Ontology annotation, biological process: stabilization of membrane potential; potassium ion transmembrane transport. Bases 1 to 909 code for a protein of 302 amino acids. Gene Ontology annotation, cellular component: membrane. The transcript is spliced from 2 exons.
AUGGAGCCUCUGUACAUGGUGCUCAGGUUCUACCAGGUGAGCUACCAGGGUUUUGGAGUGACGGCCCCAUCCACUGUGACGGGGAAGGUCUUGCUUGUUUUCUAUGGGUUGCUGGGCUGCUCGGCUACCAUACUCUUCUUCAAUCUCUUCCUGGAGAGAGUCAUAACAUUACUGAGCUUGCUGAUCUUCUGGUGCCACAGAAAAAGAAUGGGACACAGUGGACAGGAGGGCCGAGACAGUGAAGAUGAAAGAAAUGGAGAAUGGAAACCAUCCGUAUACCAAGUCACACUCAUCCUUUUUGUUGCUGUCCUGCUGGUUGCAUGUGGUGCUGCCUCUCUCUAUUCAGCCAUGGAGGGCUGGACUUACAUGGAGUCCCUCUACUUCUGCUUUGUGGCGUUCAGCACAGUGGGCUUUGGGGACUUUGUUAGUUGCCAGAGAGAGCACCAUGAAGGCACCUGGGCGUACCAGGUUGCAAACUGUCUCCUGAUGCUCUUGGGAGUAUGCUGCACUUAUUCCCUCUUUAACAUCAUCUCUGUGAUCAUUAAACAGGGACUGAACUUGAUGCUGAAGACACUGGCCUGGAUGUAUAGUGGUAUCAACCACAAUAGGCUGCAACUCCGACCACUGUUUAAACUCUGUUUUACUGCUUCUGAGCCACCUAUAUUUUAUUGUGAAGAUGACACUUUGCGUGGACAGCAGGUGCAAGCAGUUUCCAGUUCAGGCCACGGUAUGAUGUGGCACUCCUGUGUUCCCAAUGCUAUUGGUAAAUGCCUUUGUGAUGAGGCUCAAGUGGAAACAGUGUGCCAAAGAGAGAUAGGCAGUGGGAUCUCUGCAAAACAGGAGCAGGAUAAUUGUUCACAUGAAAAAAAUACAGUCUAUGCUAGACCACUGCCAACUUGGCUAAAUUAA